Coccomyxa subellipsoidea C-169 is the source of this 1686-nucleotide messenger RNA. RefSeq lists its product as hypothetical. The record is from RefSeq and is a predicted model, not a curated record. The transcript has 10 exons. The annotation marks the transcript as partial. NCBI's taxonomy places the organism in Eukaryota, Viridiplantae, Chlorophyta, Trebouxiophyceae, Coccomyxaceae.
CAGAACUACCCAAAAUACCAUGACGUCGAGGGCAGUUGGCAGUUUCAAGGAGGCUUUUCCUUCAUGCUCGAUCGCGCUCAGUCCGAUCCCUUUGCACAGCCAUCACGGUGCCGAGUGCAGGUAUCGCCAGAGGCAGCGCGUUUUCCCAGAGAUCUCUGGGAGUCGCCCAUUCGGCGCACAGCGCUGUGUGACUUCUUGACUCGAUCUUUGGGCAGUGCAGUCUCAGCAGCUGGAGGGGAUGUCAGAAGGGAGAGUGGCGGCUGGCAUGGGCAGAAGGGUGGAGAGAUGACUGUUGACACCCCUGGUCAACAUGUCCUGCAGAGGACAUCAUGCAUCAUAGAUGACCAGGGUGGAGUGGAGGCAAGAUUCACAGUUGCUCUGCCAGCGAGGGGCCGCACUAUCCUGGGCAACCUGGCAGCACAGAUCCUGGUGGACUUUUUGCCCAGGUAUAUACGAGCCGGUUUAUUCUACGAGAUGCAGGAUGCAGCAGCUCUGCGAAGACAUGUGGACUGUGUUGAGGACACUGAGGCCCUACGCAGUGCUCUGCCUGGCCUGGGCCUCGUGGCCUUUGUGGGAAAUGGAUCUAUUCUGCCACGGAAGACUGGCGAAUCAGAUUUGCCCAUGCCAGCAGCGGAGGCUGUCCCUUUCACCUCUCCGGAGAACCUUGCGGUUCAGGUGUCUCUGCCAAGACGAGGGGUCGUGACAGGUAUGGGGAUCAGGAAGGGCGUUACCCUGAUUGUCGGCGGAGGCUUCCACGGCAAGACCACUCUGCUCAAAGCUCUGGAGGCCGGCGUGCCUGGAGACGGCCGCGAGCUCGUUGUGACUGUGGCUGACUCUGUGAAAGUCAGGGCGGAGGAUGGGCGUCGAGUCGAGGCAACAGACAUCUCGCCCUUCAUAUCCAACCUCCCCUUUGGCAAGGACACGACAAUGUUCAGGACGCCCGACGCUUCCGGCAGCACGAGUCAGGCAGCCAACAUCCAGGAAGCCCUCGAGCUGGGCGCGAGCACGCUGCUGCUGGAUGAAGACGUGUGCGCCACCAACUUCAUGAUCAGGGAUGCGCGCAUGCAGGCGUUGGUGAAGAAGGAAAAUGAGCCGAUCACGCCGUUCAUCAGCAAGAUCAGGUCUCUGCUGGCGCGCGGUGUGUCCAGCAUCCUGGUCAUGGGAGGCAGCGGCGACUACUUUGGGGUGUCGGACACUGUCCUGCGCAUGGACAGCUAUGAGGCCUCGGACGUGACUGCGGAGGCCCUGGCCAUCGAUCGGCGCUUUGGGAGCGCGCCGUCACUGACAGGGAACAACAGUCACUAUGGCACUGUCGCCAGCCGCUCGCCUGUCACCAUCUACCCUAGUCAAUCCUCAGAACGAGUGAAGACAACCACAAGGCAGACCAAUCUGAUCCAGUUUGGCGAUGAGAACCUGGACCUGAGUGGGCUUGAGCAGCUCAUAGAGAAGUCUCAGACGCGCGCAAUUGCGGAAGCCCUCUGCCUGCUGCGUUUAUGGAUCAGCCAGCCCCAAGCAUCUGGCUCCUCCCUGGCUCAACUGUUGAAACGCAUGGAUGCAGAGUUCGACUCCCAGGGUCUAGAUGUGCUGGCGCCUGCUCUGAAGGCAGGGAACUUUGCACGACCGCGCAUCUUUGAGAUAGGAGCUGCGGUGAACCGGCUCAGAAGCGUGAGAAUGGAGCAGCGGUAA